UACGCUUCAUAUUUUAGCUCAGUUCACACACCACACACACAUAUAGAGAGAGAGAGAGAGAGAGAGAGAGAGUCAUUGAUGGUUGAAGAACCUCCACUCCACAUGCAUGAUCAAAGAAGCUCUUCAAUUCUUCGCCCACCAUUUGCAACGGUCCUCCAAAAUCCCCAAUCCCUACACCUUCAACAAGUCCCUCCACCACCUCAUCCGUUCCAACUGUGGUGACCUCUCUCUCAAACUACUCUUCCAAUUCCUCUCCAGAGGGUACACUCCUCCCCUCUCGUCUUUCAAUUCUGUCAUCUCAUAUUUUUGCAAACUGGGUCAUCUUAAUUCUGCGCAAAACCUCUUAAAUUCCAUGCCAAAGUUUAAUUGUUCACCAGACAUAGUUUCUUACAAUUCUUUGCUUGAUGGGUAUUGUCGUUUUCUCAAUAUUAGAGGUGCUUGUUUGAUAAUGAAGAGAAUUUGUUGUGGUGGUGGGAAUGUUAGGCCUGAUUUGGUGACUUUUAAUAUCAUGUUUAAUGGGUUUUGUAAGGCAGGGAUGGAAAGAGCAGCAUUUAUGUAUAUGGGUGUAAUGUGGAAAUAUUGUAUACCUAAUGUCGUUACACAUAGUACUUUUAUUGAUAUGUUUAGUAAAAUGGGUAAUUUGGAUAUGGGUUUCAGAGUUUUAAAUGGCAUGAGGAGAGAUGGAAUUUUGCCUAAUUCGAUUGUUUUUACAUCUUUGAUUGAUGGGUGUUCUAAAUUUGGUAAUAUGGGGGAGGCAUUUCAGUUGUAUGGGGAGAUGAGUGAAUUUUCGCUUUUGCCUAACGUGGUUACUUAUACAGCCUUGAUUGAUGGUCUUUGUAAGCAGGGGAUGUUGGAAAGGGCUGAAUUUUUGUUUUCAAAGAUGUUGGAGGAUGGGAUUAGACCCAAUUCUGUUGUUUAUACUACGAUAAUGGAUGGGCUGUUUAAGAAAGGGAAUGUCGAGAACGCAAUGAAAUAUUUGAGCAGAAUGCAUGAAGAGGGAGUUAGGCUUGAUCUAACAGCUUAUGGGGCUGUUAUCUCGGGCCUCUGUUGUUGUGGUAUGGUAGAUAGCGCAAUUGAGGUUAAGGAAGAGAUGGUGAGGACUGGAUUGGCACCUGAUAGUAUGAUAUUUACCACACUUAUGAAUGCUCAUUUUAAGGCUGGGAACUGGAAAGCAGCACUGAAUGAGUGCAAGGAAUUAUUAACUAGAGGUUUUGAGUUGGAUGUUGUAGCUCUCACAACCUUGAUGGAUGGCCUUUGUAAGCACGGGCAUCUAAAUGAGGCAAGCAGGUACUUUGACAGAGAAAAGGCAAAUGAAAUUUCUUACACUGUCCUUAUUGAUGGUAUUUGCAAGGAAGGAAAUUUAAGCCAAGUUGAGGUGGUCUUGAGGGAGAUGUCAGAGGCAGGCUUUGUUCCUGACAAGUACGUGUACACUUCUUGGAUUGCUGCGCUAUGCAAGCAAGGCAAUUUGGUGGAAGCUUUUAGGCUUAAGAACAGAAUGACUCAAGAGGGUAUAUUGCCUGAUUUGUUAACAUAUAGCUCUCUGAUUUCUGGUUUGGCUAAUAAAGGUCUCAUGAUUGAAGCAAAACAUGUUUUUGAUGAUAUGUUGAAAAAGGGGAUCACUCCUGACAAUGCAGUUUUUGAUAUCCUGAUUAGAGGCUAUGUCAAGCAAGAUAAUGCAGUUGCUAUAUCGUGUUUGCAUGAUGAGAUGAAAAAGAGACGACUUUUCGAAAAAGGAAGUUUGGUGGACGGACGAGGGUGAUAUAUGAAUUUUGUUGGUGACUUGCAGUCUAUUGAGUCAGUGCCAUGAGGAAGAAAAUCCUUUUGGGACCUUGCUUCUGGCAUUUUACUUGAGCUUAUCAGGAGGGUUUAUCUCAGAGAUUAAAAGCCUGGCAGUCAUGAUGGAUUCAUGGUCAAACUUCAUGUGCUAGUUCCACUAUCGGGUUGUUAUAACUGUGCAUAUCUGCCACAGGAUUGAAAUGAAUUAUCAUUCUCAGUGCGCAGGAUUCAAGUGAAUUGUCAUUCUCAGUACAAGUAAUGGACCAGGCUGUAUUUGUGACAUGAUUGAGGUGCAAAACAAAGUUAAUGCAAGCCAGAAGAAAUGCUGAGCCCCUUUUACUGGAAAAUGCAUGCUGCUGCACACCUGUUUACAUAAUGGCAAGGUGGUUGGAAGUUGUUCUCCUCUUUGCCUGAAUUGCAGAAUAAGAAAUCGGUUGCAGGAUGUAGAUGCUUCAUUGAAAUGAGUUGGAAAUUUAUCCUCCACAAAGUUAGGUCUGCUACACAGUCCUGUGGUACAGUUGUUUAAUGAUUGUUUCUUUCAUGUUGGCACAGUGGUUUUGAGCUCAACAUCUUGUGAAGGUGCUUGCCCAAUGCUGGCUGCGAAUGUUGAUGCUGGCUACUGUUGUUUGGCUGUUGGAAUGUCUCAUGUGGUUCAGGGUCGGCCCAACAAUAAGGCCAACCAACCCUUGACUUUAGGCCACACUUCCGAAGAAGACCUCAUAAUUUGAAGGUGUGUAGGUAGGCCAAACCAAAAAUUUAAAUUCAUAAGAAUUUAAGCCCUACAAAAAGGUCCUAUCAAAGUUUUAGCACAAUUGAAUUUUUUAAAUUGAGUAGUUUGGGCCCAUCAAUCCGGUCUAUAGCAUUAAAAUCCUGCAAAUUCAAAAUCUUUGAAAAAAAUUUGAGAAAUCUAACUGUAAAAAAAUAUCUAUUGAAAGGUGAAGCGAAAAUUUAGUACUACUCAU
Ilex paraguariensis (yerba mate) is the source of this 2738-nucleotide messenger RNA. The record is from the annotation of a GenBank genome assembly. NCBI's taxonomy places the organism in Eukaryota, Viridiplantae, Streptophyta, Magnoliopsida, Aquifoliales, Aquifoliaceae.